Messenger RNA from Mercenaria mercenaria, 2684 nucleotides. RefSeq lists its product as uncharacterized. The record is from RefSeq and is a predicted model, not a curated record. Bases 108 to 1847 code for a protein of 579 amino acids. Lineage: Eukaryota; Metazoa; Mollusca; Bivalvia; Venerida; Veneridae. Gene Ontology annotation, molecular function: zinc ion binding; ubiquitin-protein transferase activity. The transcript is spliced from 2 exons. Gene Ontology annotation, cellular component: chromatin; nucleoplasm. Gene Ontology annotation, biological process: positive regulation of DNA-templated transcription.
UAAUGAUAACUGACGAUGAGAUGUAUUUUAUUUUAUUUUUCAAAAAAAUACGUUCAGUGUAUUACUACCUUGAGGAUAUAAGAAUGUAUUAGAUUAAGUAACCUGAAAUGAUGACGGAAGAGGAACUGCCAAAACCUAUGCAGGAUUCUGAGGAAAAGUUAGAUAUUCGCUGCUCACCAUGCUCCGAAAAGGGUACGGUCAAGGAAGCUGAAAAGUUCUGCAUGGAAUGCAAGUCAUACCUUUGUGACAUGUGCCUGCAGUACCAUGAACAGUUUCCGGCGUUACGGUUGCACCAGGUGGUAGACAAAUCUCAAAGCGGAAGUGACUCCGGUGUGACCGGCGCGCCUAAAGAAAGGUGCUCUAUCCACCCUGGACAUCGUGUAGACAGAUACUGUAAAGACCACGAAGAAAUUUGCUGCGAAGCCUGCAUAACAAUUAAACACAGGUCCUGCGUGAAAGUUGAUAAUCUGACUGAUGUAGCGAAAGGGAUCACAGACAGUAAAGAGCACAAGGAUAUAAUAAAAGGCUUGGACAGUAUUAUCAAACGAAUCAAAACGAAAAAAGAAAAUGGGACAAUAACCCUAUCAUGCCUUGAUAAAAAGAAAGAUUCAGUCCUGAAGGACAUUGAUGAGUUUGAAGACAAACUAGUCAAGAAAAUAAAAGAAGCGGCAGAAGUUUCCAGGAAGAAAGUUGUGUCUAAGCAUGCUGAACACGUGAAAGCCGUUCAUUCAGAUAUUAAGAAACUAGAAACAGUAUUGUCAUUAGCCGAGGAUAGUCGAAACAACGUAUGUGCUAGUGGCCAUGAAGAUGCUCAAGUAUUUGUGAAUAUAAAGAAUGGUAAAAAAGUAGAAACAGAUGUACAGGCAAUUGUUAAAGAGCUGUCUAACAAUAAGGAUUCAAGUGACUUUUAUUACAGCUUCGAUAAAACGUUGUCGGAUACAGUCAUGACAGUGACGACGUUGGGAAACUUUGAUAAUGCCAGAUACUCGCUCUCUGCCACAAAGUCCAGAUUAUUUAAUGUUACGUCCAAGGAGGUAAAUGCCAUCUGUGUGUUUGAAAAUGGAUCUUUGGCAUUUAUCGAAUGUGCAAAUGAAACAUUAACGAGGCUGACUAGUAAUUAUGCACUUAUAGGUACCUGGAAAUUAAACAUGCAUCCAGUCUCUCUGUGUGCUUCUGGACAACAAGAAGUAGCGCUUGCACUGCGCGAUGAAAAUCGAGUACAGUUUAUUGCAUGGGAAGACGGAACAUUUUCGAUUGGGAAUUCAUUUAAAAUUCCCCAAAUAUGUGCAGGUAUUGGUUAUGAUUUCGAAUGUGACCAACUGUACAUUUGUUUUGCAGCGCAGUGGGGGUGGAACAAGUCGGGAAAGGUUGAUGUUUGCACGAGAAAUGGUACCCUUCUGAAAACCUACGUACGAGAUGAAGCUGGGACCCAGAUGUUCUCCUCACCAAACCACAUCGCCAUCUCUUCAAGUGCGGUUUACGUCGCAGACAGCAGAAAAGGGCUUGUUGCUUUCAACAAAGACGGUAAAAAACUAUGGACUUUUACAGAUGCAAAACUGAAGGAUGCAAGUGGUGUAUGUCUUUUGUCUGAUACAGAAUUGCUUGUUACUGGACUAAACUCAAAUAAUAUUCUACAUAUAACAAAUGACAGAAAGGAAAUACUAGCAUGUGAGUUUCUCGGAGCCGAAGAGUUAUUAAACAAACCAUUCGCACUGGCCUUUGACAAGCUAAAUUCUAGAAUAAUUGUGGGCUGUAAGUCAGAUGUCACAGUGAUAACCGAGUACACAUUGUCUAAAUUACCACGACAGGGACACUCAAAUUAUUCUUUGUUGAACAUGAAAGUUUGAACAAUAUGUAAAAAUGUGACGUGUUUCUGCAAUGAUUUUUCUCUCUUUGCUAAGAUAAAUGGGGGAGAGCGCAGAUCUACGAAUCGUGAGUUCGUGAAUUCGAUCUCAGUAUGUUAUCCGUGACUAUUUCAAAAAGAAAAUUGUGUCUAUAAUCAUUUGUUUAUUUAUUUGUUUAUUUGUUUACCAAAUAUGAUUCAUGUGGGGAAGUUGGCAGUUACUUGUAGUGUACAGGUUUUCACUGGUACAGAAUCCAGGAACACUGGUUGGGUUAUUACUACCCGCCGUUAUAUAACUGAAAUACUCGUGAACAACGGCGUUAAGCCCCCGACCCCACCCCCAACCCACCCCAAACCCACAAAAAAAAAAAAAAAAAAAAAAAAAAGAAAAAACGAAAACAAAAACUAUUCUUUACAUAGGCAUAUUACAAGUUAAUUGUCCCUUGUGCACAUUUUCAGCUAUCCAAAUGAUCAGUUUAAAUGAAUAAUGAAGGGAAUAAUAUUCAAGUAAAAUGUACUAAAAUCAGCAAUAUUGUAUUACUAGUAAGCCUCCAAAUUCAGACUAACACAAACUCUUCUUCAGAACUAUAAUUCGAUGAUAUCAUGUAGAUGUUGAUAUUAAAGAUAUCAAAUCAAAUGUACAUAUUUCAUUAAAAUACUUCAUUCUUACAUAUACACUUCAAAUAUUGAGUCAUUUUCAACCUCCAGAAACAACAUAUAUCAUAUCAUUUAGUUAUUCUAGAUGCACAUUUUUCAGUUUCUUCCAGUGUUCUUGUAGAUUUAUUCUGUCUUAUUAUAUUAUAUCAUAUGCCUCUCAAAAGCUAUCUAAAAGAGCACCGAA